Lodderomyces margitis is the source of this 2031-nucleotide messenger RNA. RefSeq names its product Fgr51p (gene FGR51). Gene Ontology annotation, biological process: neuron projection regeneration. Gene Ontology annotation, molecular function: protein binding. The coding region runs from base 1 to 2031 and encodes 676 amino acids. Lineage: Eukaryota; Fungi; Ascomycota; Pichiomycetes; Serinales; Debaryomycetaceae. The transcript has 2 exons. The record is from RefSeq and is a predicted model, not a curated record.
AUGUUACCACCAACUUUGGUUUUCAUUAUCGUGAUUGCAUUACAAGCAUUCUACGCUGCCGCAAAUAUUGAUGACAAGUUAAUUAUCUAUUCAAUUUAUCGUGAUCUAGAUACUUUUGGAGAACUAUAUGUUGCCCCAAGAGUAGACUCAAACUAUGGAUAUCAACUCGACAAGGAAACCUUUAGUGACAUGAUUGACAAAAUUAAAAAUACACACCCCGACAAAUUAGAGUGUCUGACAUUUGGUUUUCCUCCAGGAUUAUGUUUAGCACUCACUAAAGGUGGUGCAUUUCUCAAGAAAUCUGGGUGGAUAUUAGUCAGGGGGUGGUUGUUAGGUGGUUCUUUGGAAGUAGAGUCUUGGGAAGGCUGUCCCUCACUUGAAGUUAUCAAACUAGAAUGCUUUCAAGAAUUUGACUUUGAUAGAUUACCUCAUGCCAUAUCUAAUGUGAUCAACUACAUGACGUGCUCCGACACUAAGCUUAUUGAAUUUUGGGGAGGCAACUUGGAAGAGACACAUGUCCAAGAAUUUAUGAAGCUAUUGGGUGAUGCCGAGAAGAAGAAACGGUUCAAUUUGGAAUUCCUUUCAUUGGAACUAGAAAUGGUUCCCUUGAAUGUGUAUCCAUUGAGGGAAUUUGAGCUUGUGGGUAUAGUAAAUUUGAAAUUUUUACUCCAGCGGAAGUUUCAUUCUACUUUGAAAGUUUUGAAAAUCCCAAUGAUUGACUCGGAAAGCACCGCUACACUUUUUGAGCUAGUACCAACAGGUAUUGAAGAGUUGGAGUUAAGAAGUAACUCAAUUAAUUGGGACGUUUCGGAUUGUGACUUAUCAAAAUUUGCUGUGUUAAAAAGACUCAAUUUGUCCGACACCAGACUUGGAAAUUAUGUUGAAGCACUUAUAUUUCCUGAAUCAUUGAAAGUUUUAGAUGUUGGCUAUAAUAAUAUUGACUCGGUUGAUAAAGUUAGUUUUCCCAUGGCCCUAGAGAUUUUAGAUGUUAGUUCUAAUAGAAUUAGUUCCGUUGAUAAAGUUGAUUUUCCAAACAAUUUAAACGAACUAAAUGCAUCACGGAACUGCAUCAAAAGGCUAUGCAGUGUUGAUUUCCCAUCUGGUUUGAAAGCGCUUGAUGUUUCAGAAAAUUAUUUGGAGAGUAUUGAUAUCGGGCGUAACAAUGAUAAUAUACCACUACAAAUUGAGGUUGUGACCAUUAAUUCCAACAAAUGCCCAAUACUCGGCUUUAACUGGUCUAAGCUACCAUCCAGUGUCAAAGUGUUGUCGUUUGAGAACUAUAAGACAAAACAAAGGUUUUUUGAAUUUGGGAAAUUGGUUGUGUCUGCGAGUCUCAGAAACAGCGAUUUAUCAGUAUUGGAAAGAUUGAAUUUCAAAGCAAAUUGCAAUUUCAGGCGUUUAGACGUAAGUGCCUGCAACUUGUCAAGCUUUGAUUUUGAUUUGCCAGAGACAAUUUUAGAAAUUGAUUUGUCUGGAAACGAACUUAAAGAAUUUCCCCAGCAACUUGACCAAUUGAAAUUUUUAAGAGUGUUAAACCUUUCGAAGAAUCAACUAGUAGAAAUAAGUGUAGAGCUUCCCAAUGCCAUCGAGAUUCUUGACUUUUCAGAUAAUCAGUUAUCUGAAGUCAACAUUACAUUCGCCUCUGACAAAAAUGCCAUCGAAAUCCUUGAUCUUUCAAAUAACAGCAUCAGAGAGCUUCAAUUGUCAUUUGAAAAAGGGCCAUCUAAGCUUCAACUGCUCAACUUGCGCAAGAACCAAUUGAAGGAGUUUUCAAUGGAAACAAUAGGUCAUGGGAAGAAAUCUUUUCAUGAUAGUUUGUUCGAAAUUAAUCUAUAUGAUAAUGGUGAUAUUACAAAUGAGAACAUUGAGUCUUUGAUUUCGGAAUUAUCGAAAUCCACCAAAUGCUUGUGGUGGAAUCGUACUUUUACUCAGGCCUCGACAUACAACGAUGAAGAUCUCGAUCGAUUCGCUUUGAAUGAGUUAAAUGGGAACUUGGCUAGCUCUAUGAGAGUUGACCCAAUUAUCGAUUGA